This is a messenger RNA of Heterocephalus glaber (naked mole-rat), 6885 nucleotides long. The record is from RefSeq and is a predicted model, not a curated record. Lineage: Eukaryota; Metazoa; Chordata; Mammalia; Rodentia; Bathyergidae.
AUGUGGAGAGUCCGGAAGAGGGGUUACUUUGGGAUUUGGUCAUUUCCCUUAAUAAUCGCCGCUGUCUGUGCGCAAAGUGUCAAUGACCCUAGUAAUAUGUCGCUGGUUAAAGAGACGGUGGAUAGACUACUGAAAGGCUAUGACAUUCGUCUGAGACCAGAUUUCGGAGGUCCCCCUGUGGCCGUGGGAAUGAACAUUGACAUUGCCAGCAUCGAUAUGGUUUCUGAAGUAAAUAUGGAUUAUACCUUGACAAUGUACUUUCAACAAGCCUGGAGAGAUAAGAGGCUAUCCUAUAAUGUAAUACCUUUAAACUUGACUUUGGACAACAGAGUGGCAGACCAGCUCUGGGUGCCAGAUACCUACUUCCUGAAUGAUAAGAAGUCAUUUGUGCACGGAGUGACUGUCAAAAACCGCAUGAUCCGCCUGCACCCAGAUGGCACGGUCCUUUAUGGCCUCAGAAUCACAACCACUGCUGCCUGCAUGAUGGACCUACGGCGGUACCCAUUGGAUGAACAAAACUGCACGUUAGAAAUCGAAAGCUAUGGAUAUACAACUGACGACAUUGAGUUUUACUGGCGUGGGGAUGACAACGCAGUGACAGGAGUGACAAAGAUUGAGCUUCCGCAGUUCUCCAUUGUGGAUUACAAACUUAUCACCAAGAAGGUCGUUUUUUCUACAGGUUCCUAUCCCAGAUUGUCCCUCAGCUUUAAGCUUAAGAGAAACAUUGGCUACUUCAUCCUGCAAACAUACAUGCCCUCCAUCCUGAUUACUAUCCUCUCCUGGGUCUCCUUCUGGAUUAAUUACGAUGCUUCGGCUGCAAGAGUGGCAUUAGGAAUUACAACUGUCCUUACCAUGACCACAAUCAACACCCACCUUAGAGAAACUCUCCCUAAAAUCCCCUAUGUGAAGGCCAUUGACAUGUACCUAAUGGGGUGCUUUGUCUUCGUUUUCAUGGCACUUCUGGAAUAUGCUUUGGUCAACUACAUCUUCUUCGGGAGGGGACCCCAACGCCAAAAGAAAGCAGCCGAGAAGGCGGCUAGUGCCAACAAUGAGAAGAUGCGCCUGGAUGUCAACAAGAUUUUUUAUAAAGAUAUUAAACAAAAUGGGACCCAAUAUCGAUCCUUGUGGGACCCUACUGGAAACCUCUCCCCAACUAGACGGACUACCAAUUACGAUUUCUCUCUGUAUACGAUGGACCCCCAUGAGAACAUUUUACUGAGCACUCUAGAGAUCAAAAAUGAAAUGGCCACAUCGGAGGCUGUGAUGGGACUUGGAGACCCUAGGAGCACAAUGCUAGCUUAUGAUGCCUCCAGCAUCCAGUAUCGGAAAGCUGGGUUGCCCAGGCAUAGUUUUGGCCGAAAUGCUCUGGAACGACAUGUGGCACAAAAGAAAAGUCGCCUGCGGAGACGCGCCUCCCAGCUGAAAAUCACCAUCCCCGACUUGACUGAUGUGAAUGCCAUAGAUCGGUGGUCCCGCAUAUUCUUCCCAGUGGUUUUUUCCUUCUUCAACAUCGUCUAUUGGCUUUACUAUGUGAACUAAAAUAUGGCCUCCCAUGGGAAGCAAGGACUAGAUUCUUCCUCAAAACAGUUGUACAGCCUGACAUAGGACUUGGAAAACACAUCAAUCUGGGACAAAAGUGAUGCUAAAAUACCUUAGUUGCUGGCCUAUCCUGUGGUCCAUUUCAUACCAUUUGGGUUGCUUCUGCUAAGUAAUGAAUACACUAAGGUCCUUGUGGUUUUCCAGUUAAAAUGCAAGUGAUCUGUACACGUGGGAAAAACUGAAGCUGAGUGUUCCACACUAUCUGCUUAAUACAUAGCCUACUCAGAGGGGAAAUAUCUAGAUGAUAUUCUGAGACAGCUCAAUAGCACUGUCAGUCAUUUUCCGGAAAUGUUCCUAGUCAGAUACUCUACAUCUCAUGCCUAAGGUUGACAUGCUGUGGAGACAGCACUGUGCUUAUGAAACAUUAUCUGCAACAUCAUUUGAGCAUGUUAACUCCAAGAUGGUCUGCGCUGGUCUUCCUAAGGUGAUAAUGGUGUCAGGGGAAGGUAACUCCCACUGGACUAGUAGUUUCUCUCUCAUGUAAGUGGAACAGGAUCAGGGUGGAGAGCUGGAGCAGGGAACAGGCAGAGAUUCAGGAAACCAAUUAGACCUAUCUCUUUGUUGGCUUCAUCACGGGGAAAUCAAGAAUAAUGAUGACUUUCAUUCCAACAUUUAGACGUAGAGAGACUUGUGAAUAUUAUCAUGCAUGGCUGCCAAUUUUUUUUUUUUUUUGCAAAAAUGCUGUUUGGGAGGUAGCUAAAAUAAGAGUUAAUGACAUGACACAGAGCAGGGUCAAAAAUCCAGAAAUGACUAUUGUAACAAAACUGAAGCAAGCAAGCAAGCAAGCAUGGCCUUUAUUGGCUCCACUCAGCAUCUGGUCUACACACACUGUGUCCAGUAGAAAGGGUAGACUGCGAGGUAUCUAUUUUCCAAACUCAGAAGCUGCUGACAGCAUAUCUAAAAAGGUUUUUAUAGUUUAACUUAAAGAUGGCCAUGAAAUAGUAAAGUUAGAAGAAUUAGAAGUAUUGUAGAUGUUCAUGUUUGAUUGGGAGUCAUUCACGUAUACAGAUAUAGAGCCAGACAAAGCUAACAGGUUGUUUCUCAGACAAUGGCAGCUGUUUUGUAACAUUUCCAUACAAGUUUACUUCUGAAUUUAAUAGGGUAUUUCAAAAGGAGGAUAUAUUCAUUGCUUUCCAGCUUUUCUUGCUUCUAAAAUUCCGACUAUGUUCUUAGGUGAUGGAUGGAGUAAAACUCUGGAGAGAUUGAGUGAACUUGAUUUUCAAUGAAUUUCAUUAUAUUUCAAAAUGAAAUUUACCUUUCUGUCUUUCAAAGCAACCAGUACUUUGAUGAGUAUGUGCAUAAAGACCUUAGUUUGCAGGUUAGUUGGUUUUGGGUUUUUAUGGGUGCUUACUUUGUGUGUAUUGCAUUCUGCCAAUCAAAUAUAUAAAAAUCGGUAAACAAUAAGAUAAAAACAAAGCUGCAUUAAUGAGAUGAGUGUUAUGAGCCUGAAUUAAUAUUACAGAAAAAUAUAUAACUGAAAAUCAGGCUGGUACGAUGUAUUCUUUUAUUCUAUUUUUAAAUUAGUCAUUGUGCUUCCUUCUAUAAUUGGACAUAUGCAUUCAUAUAUUGGACAAAAAAGAGAAUAAGCUAAUAUAUUUUAUUUCUAUCAGUGUGAGGCUCAAAUUUUGGUUUUCUUAUAGUAAACAUAGAAUUACUAAAUUUUCCAUAAAGUUUGAUUUGACUGUACUUUUCUCAGAGGAUUACUUUGCUAUUUCUCUUUUUUAAAAAUGCCUCUUUUCAGAGUAAUGUCCCUAAUUAUGCGUGGGAGCAAAGGCUAGUACCUUACAAUGGACAAAAUGAUGCUUUCUUCCCUUCGUGAUUCAGUAUCUUGGGCUAUUAUGAAGCCCCACUGUCCUUCCAUUCCAACUAUCAGAGAACAACAAUAUAAAAAUAAAGAUUUAUCAUUCAACAUUCUGAAUUUACUCCAAGGCAAGAUGGUAUUUUUUUCCACCAGUGUAAGGAAAUCUCGCUCCUACUGUUUGAUUACAUAUUUGAAUAUCUCUGAAUGUAAUCUUUGGGCAGAAUCUAACUAAGCUUCCUCCAUUUAUUCUCAGAGUAGAGAUGCCUCAAGUUUCUACAGGGACACACUUCUUCCUAGGUAACCAUCCUUAGACAUCACACUGAUAAAAGUGCCUACCCCUUCUCACCUGGGGGUAAAGUCUGAGUAGAAAACAACAGGAAAGAGCAUAUCAAUAACUCAGGGGCACAACUCUAAAAUGCCGUUUUGGAAUGGUUUUUCUAGAGACAACUCAGAGCCUAAGUUUAAAAGUGGGCUCUUGUUUGCAAUUUCUGUAAAAGCCAUAAAAAUUCUUGAUAUUGUCAUUUAUGAUUACACCAUCAUUUCGGUUAUCUAGGGAAGUCAACAGAGCAAUCUAGAUCAAAAUGGAGAGAGGCAUCUUCAUAGCAUGAGCCGCAAAUGCAUGUGACCAGGAAAUCACUUCUGCUAUCCAUGAUGCAAAGAAGCCAUCCAAAGGAGAAAAGAUGAGACCUUGGAACAAAUCUCGUAGGGAGAAAAAUAUAGCAUUCAUGAACCAUGUAGACAGAAAUACACUGGCUCAUCCUGUUCAGAAAUAACAGUACGUGUAGAAUUUAUUCUUAUGUAGUGAAUUGGAAUGCAGUUGUCAAAUGCUAGGAAGGGUGCUAGGCCUGAUAAAUCUAGGAAGACCAGCCAGCUUGAUAUCUAGUGGCUAAACUAAAGGACCACAAAGGUGCAUUUUGGCAAUUCUGAAAUGGUUUUACUAUCAGUUUAUACAUAUGUACAGUUUUUCUUUUGAUUAUAAAACAGCCAGAUAGCCAGCAAUUAAGGUGUUUUUUCAUCUUUGUGAAACACAUAAGCAAAUUCUGACUCUAAAAUGCUCAGUCUAAACGAAAUCUUUGAUCUCAAUCUGUAUAUACAUAUAUUGUACAUGACUGCUAGUAGGUAUGAAAUGCAUUUCAGAAUUGAAAACCCAUGCAACAUAAUCAUGGGUUUGCAUAGGAAUGUUACAGUUCUUUCUACUGCAAUUUAAUAAUGGGAAAAGACUCAAUCAGUGCCAUCUAGACCUUUUCUCAUUCCUUCAAAAGCAGUGCUAAGUAAGAUAAUAAUAAUGCUGAUUUAUAAACCAAAAGACUUUACAUUUUAGCACUAGGAACACAGAAAAUAAUCUGUCAGCUUUCAAAAGCACAACAUGUGAAGAAAGUACAGUAGAAUGAAUAAAGAAAUGAAUUGCAUUUUUUAAAGCAGGACCUGCAUUAAAUUGGCAAACAAGACAAUUUCCAUUUUCUAGAGGUAACUGUGUUCCAGUUUUAUGAUUAACUUCAUAUUCAAGAACAUAAACAAGAAAACAACACCAGUAAAAACAAGUCUUACAACAUAUGUAUAUAUGUGUGUAUAUAGAUCCAUGUAAACAUACGUACAUGUAUAUGCAUUCAUAUGUUGGAAAACAAAAGGAAUAAGCUAAUAUGUUUUGUUUUCUUUAUUAAACCAGUAUAUGAGUAUUUUUAAUUUGGCAACCAACAAUCAACACAUUGAAAUAAGUAACACAGGGUACUGAGCAAUUCUCUAUCAGCAAAUCAAUGCCUAGAGUUCUUAUGAACCAUUGCACAUUUUGACACUAUAAUAGUACUGUACCUCAGAACAUAGACGUUAACUUGUUCUCAUGUUGCUUGUCUAAUUGCUCUCUUUUUCAAGGACAUAAAUAAUUUUGUUCACUGGUAAUUUUCAAAAAUGUCUUAAGAGAAUGAAAAAAAUGAUGAAAAUUCCUCCUGGAAAGAAGGGAGAAAAGAGAGAAAAACUAAACCUACCAUGUCAAUUAGGGGAAAAUACAACUGUAGCAAUCAUACCAUUUUGCUAAUUGUACAGAAUACAUGUUACGUGAGCAAACAUAACUUUCUCUGAGUGUGUGUAAAUACUAAAACAGAUUUCUUAAAUAUUUUUAACUUCUAAUUUGUAUUUUAUGGUAAGGCAACAUGCUAAUUCUGUUUAUGGCUUAAGUCGUGUUAUAAUAUUAUGUAAAUAAUUAAACAUGUUGUAAAUGAAUAGUCCGUAGAUAUAAAUAAUUGUUUAGUUUUUUCAUUAAUUUUUAUUUGUUUUUACAAAGUACAGUAACUGGAGUGCCCCACAGAGUAAUUUAAACACCCUUUUGCAUAAAUAGUUUGGGAAUCUGACAGAAGAGUUUCAGUUUGCUCUCUGAAUCUCUCUCUUUCUCUCUCUCUUUCUCUUUCUCCCUCUCUCUCUCUCUCUGACACAAUUUUUCUCUCCUUUGUUUUCUCACUCGCAUUCUUUCCCUCUUUAGAAGAAACCCUGUUGUGGUUUUUGUCAUCAGUAAGAACCAAGAGAAAGCCUUAGAAAUGGAAAAUGGGAAAAAAUGAUUAUUGAAAAUAUAGAAUUUUUAUAUGUCAGAGAACAAGAAACCAAAGUUUGCACUUUAAGUCUCAAUUUUCAAAAAGUAAAAGUUUGUAUUGAUGGCACUACAGAAAAUAAAAAUGCUUCUUCAUAAAAACUCCAGAAAUUUGUUACACAAAAUGGAUACUAGAAGACUUUUUUUAAAUAGUAGCAUUUUGUCCUUAGCUAGUAUUGUUCCUUUCAACCAAAGACUCCAGAAUUAUUUUUUAAAAGGAAAGAAAAAAGAAAGGAAAUGGGAAAAAAUGACACUGCUUCACACCAAAGGUUUAAAAAACAUUUUCCAAAUGCACUAAGAAGGCCAUAAAAACUAGGAAGGAGUCAACAGAAUGCUAAAGAAAAUACUGUCCUAAAGACAUCACUUUCAAACCUGGGGGAGGGAGAAAGCAGCACUCUUGAACAGCUUAGAAUUUUGGAAAUUGAAGACCAUUUCUGUUGAUAUGUGCAGAAUUCUGACAUGAAAUUUUAAUUUGUUUUGAGUCUUUUUGUGAUAAAUAUGAUUCAAAAUAAUGAACACAAAAACUGUAUUGAGUUCCAAAACCAAAUGUCACCCCUGUCGUGUAUCCUCUAAUCUGAUGCCCAUGUCUGUGUCCUUGAACUGUUUGAAACAAGCUGACAUUCCAUCAGCUUGUAUCGAUUUUGUUAUUCAAUAGUUUAUCUAUGUCAAUAUUAAACAUAAUUCAAACCUAGUUACCUAUAAUUUAAAUUCCAUGGUAUUUUAAAUUUUAUUUGCAUGGGUGUUUAAAUGGUUCUGUUAUGAAUAUUGUCCCUGCAUAGUUCUGAACUGUCCUUUUAUAAAAAGUGAUAUUCUAGUUUCUUCACAAUGUAGUGAUUAUCAGCCUUACUAAUUACCUUGUAGCCUUUCUUAACAUGCACAUAAUGCACAUUUUCCAAUGGCUAGAAAA